GGCCGCGGGGGUCGCGGGGAAUAUCCGCGCUGCCGGCAGCCAGCGAUGCUCCAGGCGUGGUGGAAGGGAAGCUGCGGGCAGCUCGCCGGGGUGGUGACGGGGAGGUGACCUCGGCCACGCCAGGGCGAAGGGGAUGGCAUCCGCCGGGACCUGAUCCAUCCCAUCAUCGGAAGAGUGUUACUGCGAAUAGCCAUGGCACCCCGGAUCAGACUGAGCCUUUCCAAGCCUCUCCCAACCAUACGGGAAACCCACGAGGAAGCGAUGGAGGAUCCAAGCAGCAACCCAAAGUGUGCUGGAAGUGCUGCAGCCAGCCCAGACUCGUACUCCAGCGACGACUACAUCCAAUCCAUCUGCCACCUCGCCAGACCCACCUUCCCAGCCCUUCUGGAAAGCAGACGUAAGGGUAAGGACAGAAAGACCCUGAAGACCCCUGAGGAUGUGUCAGGUUCUCCACCACUUGUGGGGACACAGCAGGAAAGGUCAAAAUGCAAAUUGACCAAUUUCAUCUCGAAUGUGGUGCCACUGGGAAAAGUCUCACCUGCAGAAACCGACUUUUGGUCCAGAGAGGACCCCCUGGAACAAAUUUACACCAAUGCAGGAAAUCUUUGCUCCUCCAAGGCUUCUUCCUAUGUUGAAAGUGCCAGCAGUGGUUACUCACAGUGCAACUCUUCUGCCCCAAAUGGUGACCUUCAUCCCACAAACCUGGAAGAAAAAAACACAGGGAAAACCAGUUUUCCACGAGUGUUCAGUUUUCCAAGGCUUCCCUCCCCAAGACCGGUUCAGAAAGAAGCAGUGUGCUCAGAGCUGAGGUAUCUCAGAAGGGCUGAGGGAACAGUUUUAGGGAAUAACCACAGUCAGAAAGAAAAUGGCAUGUUCAUUAACACUGAAGAGCAAUUGGCACCCUCAGCCAGAGGGAAGGUGGCAGGAAACCCUGCCUCGCCCUGCUCUGAAGAAAGGCAGAAUUUGUUCAAUACAGCAGGCAUAGAUGAAAAAGAAGGAAGAAAAACUUCUCACUGUGACAAAAAUGUCAUGGGUGGUGUUCCCACUAAGCAGAGAUACUUUGAGUCUUUCCAGGUACCUAAAAAAGCCACCAUCCAUAACUGGAUUUCAGAGCACAGAUGCAUCUGGAAAGAAGCAAAGAUAAAAGCUUGUUUGCUCCCAGCCAUUGCUGAAGUGUGAAGAAGUAGCUGCUUAGAAUAAUUUUAUUCACAAGAUACAACCACCCUGUGCUCUAGCAGCUCUCCCUGGAGUUCUCACACAGAAAACAUGGCUUGAACAUGCAUGCGAGUCAGGCAGACUCUUGUGAUCCAUCAUAUCCCUCAUCCGUGGGUAAAGGGACAAUUCAGAGUCUCAUGUGCUAAGGAAACAGCAAUCAGUUUUUAUUUUGGAAAGGCAACAGUUCAUAAAGCAUCUCCUCCCACCUACUGCUGAGAACUGCCCUGAGCAUGAAGAGAGCUGGAGAGAGCUGGAGAGAACACAAAUCCCAUCUGCUGGAGAAGAAGUGGGAACAUGGAAACACCAGUGCUUUCCAGCCAGUGCCAAGCAGCCAGAUGUUGCUGACACCUGAGUACAGUUACUCAAAAAGGAACUCUUUGCCUAAGGCUCAGUACGAAAUGCACUUUCUCUGACACACACAUUUACUGGGAGACCCAUCACAGAUCCCUGCCUCAGCACCAGGAUCCCACUGGAGAGGUCACCCAUUAGAGCAGUAGCAUAAAGAAUUACUUCUUAAAAAUCAUAAGAAGUCUAUUAAGAGGAUUUGCUGGAGGGCAAGGUGGAAUUACAACUCCUUGGGUGGGGAUUUUCCUGGUGCUUACCCUGUCACAAUUCUGUUCCCUUUACUCCUGGACUUAGCCCUGGCAGGAGGAGAGCUGGGAGCCCUGGUGGGUAUUGCUGUGCCAGUGCUGUGGCUGUUGUGGAGCCAGCUGGAAAAAGGCAUCACGUUGGACUCUGCACUGUCACAGCCAGGCUGCACACCACAGGCACCCACAGGAUGUGCUGCUCAGGUGUGGGGAGCCCAUGAGCCCACACAGAGCUCUGCAGGCUCAGAAGAGCAGCCUGGGCUGAGGGGCAGCCUAGGGAUGCUGGGCUGGUGCUGAUAGAACCUGAAUGUAAAAUAAUAACUCGUGUUUCCUAUCAUACCUGUGCUUCUGUAUUCUCGCUUACCUGACUGUGCUGAUGAUGUGGAGCGAGCUUUGCUUCAUGCUGCAAGACUGAAACGUGGAAAAAAGCAAAUGUGCAUGUCCCAGCCACCCAGCACCCAGCAUAUACAAACGAUUCAUGUUGAUGGUGUUGCUACAUGGGAUGUCUGUAGGAUGAGAAGCAUUCCCACGAGGCUGGGAGGUCCUGGCAUGGGGUAGUGGGCACGUGCCCAAGCCAUCCCUCACUGCCACACAGAGACUUCUCCAUCAGAGAAGCUGCCAUUGGCACUUUCUCCUGCAGUCAGAGCAACCUCACCCACCUGUGUCUGGUGCCACACUCUCCACAGCCAGUCAGGAGAUGUAGCUGAGAGAACUGCAAAGCAAUAUCAGCCUAAUUAUUACUACUACUAGGAAUAAAUGUUUUGGCACAGCAAAGAGCAGAGGGACCAGGCUGUUUGCUCAACAGCAGCUAAGAUGAAAAACAGCAUUGGAAAGCUGAAAUUAUAAAAAUGCUCACAAGUGAUUUCCAAACCACCCUCAAGCAGAUUAAAUGAAAAAGCAAUUUCUACUCAGCACCAACAUGAGUGUAAAUAUGCUCAAGGAUCAAAAGGUGAGAGUGUUUGAGCUCCUCAUCCUCACAUCUCUUACCUCAAAUAUUUUUUUCUCCUGUUGAAACUCAUUAGUGCUAUGGAUCCGGGCAGCUUCUCAGCUCUGUUUUUGAACUAUCCAUACAGCAAGAAUGGAAGUGAAGGUGGCUCCAGCAUUCAUUAAAGCUGAUGGAGAAAGUUGAACCCAGGAGGUCCCAGCCUGCUCUGCCCCCUCCACACCUGCCCCUCCCUUCUCAGGUAAAUGCUGGGGUUUAAGCAAUGCUUGUCCUUACUGCUCUGCUGUCAUUUAAAUUUCUCUCCCUGUGGAUAUUUAUGACUCUAAUGCCUAACAAGUCUUGUGCCAACUGCAUGUAUCACUGCUUUUGACAGAGGAAACAAAUAAAAUCCUUCCAUCCA
Lonchura striata (white-rumped munia) is the source of this 3145-nucleotide messenger RNA. RefSeq lists its product as uncharacterized. The record is from RefSeq and is a predicted model, not a curated record. Gene Ontology annotation, biological process: regulation of autophagy. Gene Ontology annotation, cellular component: mitochondrion. NCBI's taxonomy places the organism in Eukaryota, Metazoa, Chordata, Aves, Passeriformes, Estrildidae.